AUGGCAUUCUUUGCGAGCACCAACUACAACUCAGCCAAGUAUGUCGCGUUCCGGCCGGCCUACCCGCCAGCCAUCUUCGAGACCACCCUCGGAUUUCACACUGGCAGCUUCGACGUGCUGCUGGACCUUGGCUGUGGCCACGCACCUGUCGCCCAUGCUCUAGCCGGCCAUUUCCAACUGGUGCACGCCGUUGACCCGUCGGCCUCGAUGCUGGAAACGGCGAAGCAGUUAGCCGGCAAUGUUAGUUCGGCUUCAGGAGCGACAAUUUCCUUCCACCAGGGCUCGGCCGAGAGUCUGCCGUUCUUGGGCGACGCCAGCAUCGACCUGCUCAUCGCGGCCGCGGCCGCCCAUUGGUUUGACUUUGACCGCGUCUGGCCAGAACUGGCGCGUGUCGUCCGGCCCGGUGGCACGCUUGCCUUCUGGGUCUACAAGGAGGGAGUGCUGCCGCAUCAUCCGGCGGCCAACCAGAUCGUGGCCGAGCACUGCUUUGGGACGAGAAGCGAUGAGGAAGGUGACGCCCAACUCCGGGACAACACCAUGGGCGACCUCUUCCAGCAGCCUGGCCGCAGCUACAUGAAGGAGCUGAUGCGAUCGGUCGUGCUGCCGUCGGCUGACUGGACCGACGAGACGCGCAUCGUGUACGAGCCAGAGUCAAACGGCCCCGGAAACAACCUGUCGACGCUCGGGGUCCGGCCUCUGUUGUUCAAGACUAUGCGACUCGGCGACUAUGCCCAGUAUGUCCGCACGCUCAGCGCGUACCGUGGCUGGGCCGACAGACACCCCCAGCGCAAGCAGCGCGCUGACGGUGGCUCUGGUGACUUUGUUGAUGUGAUGAUGGACCGUGCCGUGGCGGCCGAGCCAGCCUGGACGGCGGCUGGCGAGAGCUGGCCUGACCUGGAGGUUGAGGUUGAAUGGGGCUCGGUGAUCCUGCUGGCGCGGCGUCGAAGUGUGAUUACAUAA
Molecule: messenger RNA, 960 nt
Organism: Grosmannia clavigera kw1407
Lineage: Eukaryota; Fungi; Ascomycota; Sordariomycetes; Ophiostomatales; Ophiostomataceae
Product: trans-aconitate methyltransferase 1
Exons: 2
Coding region: 1-960 (319 amino acids)
Molecular function (GO): S-adenosylmethionine-dependent methyltransferase activity
Source: RefSeq, a predicted model, not a curated record